Phanerochaete carnosa HHB-10118-sp is the source of this 1968-nucleotide messenger RNA. RefSeq lists its product as uncharacterized. Bases 83 to 1849 code for a protein of 588 amino acids. Lineage: Eukaryota; Fungi; Basidiomycota; Agaricomycetes; Polyporales; Phanerochaetaceae. Gene Ontology annotation, cellular component: peroxisome. Gene Ontology annotation, biological process: fatty acid beta-oxidation using acyl-CoA oxidase; lipid homeostasis. The record is from RefSeq and is a predicted model, not a curated record. The transcript is spliced from 7 exons. Gene Ontology annotation, molecular function: FAD binding; acyl-CoA oxidase activity; fatty acid binding.
AGCUCGCGGCAACACGGCCGAGUCUACACCAUGUGCAUCUCCAACCAGGGGGGGGUAGAAACACACAUCACCCAUCGUGCGAAUGCCCCCUGCGUAUCCAUGGUUUCUUCCUCUCUACGUUUCCUCGUCUGCCCGCCUCGCCAUGUCUCGUACUCCCAAGCAUACUCUCCACCUCUUGAGCACUCCCGCUUUCGUGGUCCCCACUCAUGCCCUUACCAGAACAGAGAAAGCUAAACUCACAUACGAACGUGCGAAGGAGUACGUCCGGGCAUACCGCCUGAGCAUGGAUGAUGUCCUAGCUCUUUCCCCCAAAUUUUGGCAACUCCACCAGGACCCGCUCACAGCUCUGGACGGAGGUGCAGCGACCCUCGUCACCAUUCAAGUCAACCUGACAGCCGGUACAAUCGCAAGGCAUGCGGCCCGCCGACCCGAGCUCGUCCCCCUCGUCGAUGAUCUCCUCAGCUACCGCAAGCACGGACAAUUCCUGAUGACUGAAGUUGGACAUGGUCUAGACAUUGCUAAUCUCGAGACCACCGCCACUCUCCUACCUUCUGGUGAAUUUACCUUGAAUACCCCCACGCCUGAGGCGGCCAAGUUCAUGCCUCCUGCCAUUCCUGCCGGCCUUCCGACCAUUGCUGUCGUCUGGGCCAAGCUUAUCGUACACGGCCAAGACCGUGGCAUCCGCCCAUUCGUUGUCCCUCUCAAUGAUGGAAGGCAGAUGUGCACAGGCAUCAAGUCUAUCCUCCUCCCUGAGCGGGGUGGCCCCAACCCCGUGGACCACGCCAUCACAUCCUUCCACAACGUCCGCCUACCGUCCCAGUCGAUUCUCGGGUCGAUCGAGAAGGCUGUCUCGCCACGGCUCGCGUUGACACAGUCGAUGUGGCGCGUCGUCUGUGGCACGAUCGCCAUCGGCUGCCUUGCGCUGCCGCUGAUGAAGGGUUGUGUCACCAUCGGGGCGAUGUACUCUCUGCGCCGUCACGUCGGCGAGCCCAACAACCGCAUCCCGAUCAUGCACUUCCGCACGCAGCAGAUCCCGAUCCUGACACUGACUGCGCAGAUAUACGUCAUGGAGGCGUUUGUCGAGUGGUGCACCAACGUCUUCAGCGACAUCACCGUAGACUACCGCGUCCGCCACGCUAUCGCAGGCAUCCUCAAGGCGACCAUCGUCGGUCACAUGAAUGCGAGCGCCAUCGCGAUUGCAGACCGGUGCGGCGUCCAGGGGUUGUUCGCACACAAUCAGAUGACCACGAUACAUAACGACGCCCGGGGCAUUGCCAUCGCUGAAGGUGACAUACUCGUGCUCUCUAUCAAGCUCGCAACCGAGAUGCUACAGGGCCGCUACAAGGUCCCGGCGGCGCGGGACCAGGAGGGCUUGCUCGCGCGUCACGAGGCGGGCCUCUUCGACGAGAGCCGUGCGGUACUCGCAUCGUGCGCGCACCACCGAAGCAACGAAGUCAACAAGCUGGUCUUGCCACAGUGCCAGGCGAUCAUCGAGGCGAUGGGCCAUCGUAUGGCGUACGAGGCGGCCGUCGCGGCCGGUGUGCAGCAGCCGCUCGUCGAGCUCUACGUCGCCAGCUGCAUGAAGCGCGACGGGGCGUGGUACGUCGAGAACGCGGGCGUGAGCCGCAAGGCGCUCGACGGGAUGGAGGACAGGGCGCUCGACGCGGUGCUCCCCCAGGUCGGGCAGCUGGUCCGGGCGAUGGGUGUCGGGCCGUGGAUCACGUCGAAGAUCGUCUCGGACGAGCGCUGGGACGCGUUCGUCGAGGACUGUCAGGUCUUUGAAGGUCAGGCCGAGGUGAAUGUCUUCCAAGCGGAGAGGGCAGCGGAGUCGGUCAGGUCUCACCUAUGAUGGACUUUGCGCCUAGGCGGGUAUGCUCCCUGUUGUGUUUUUGGAUCUGUAUCUCGAGCUCGUGUUCGCCGGCGCCUCAUGCACAUGUUGUUUACUACUUGUAUUUACUUUAUACUGUG